This is a messenger RNA of Leptonychotes weddellii (Weddell seal), 2263 nucleotides long. RefSeq names its product acyl-CoA dehydrogenase family member 8 (gene ACAD8). NCBI's taxonomy places the organism in Eukaryota, Metazoa, Chordata, Mammalia, Carnivora, Phocidae. Gene Ontology annotation, molecular function: acyl-CoA dehydrogenase activity; flavin adenine dinucleotide binding. The record is from RefSeq and is a predicted model, not a curated record. Gene Ontology annotation, biological process: lipid metabolic process. Gene Ontology annotation, cellular component: mitochondrion.
CAUGACCCUGAGAUCGUGACCUGAGCCGAAAUCAAGAGUCAGAUGCUUAAUGGACUGAGCCACUCAGGAGCCCCAGGCCCUUUUUCUGUUUAGCUUUGCCAUUUUACAUUUUACUGUGUGUGUUCGCUUCUUGAACUCUUGCUAGUAACUUGGCCAAUUUCGUGAAGUCUGGUUUUUGUUUUGUUUGUUCUUAAUGUAUUCUGGGCCCGCGGGUAUUUUUACUUGGUUACCAUGCUUUCUUGUGUAUAAUUUGCUUUUUAACUUGCCUUUUCUACUUUUUUUCCACCAAGCAGCGCUCUCAUUUUAUUAGCAUUCCCUUAUCAAAAAUUGGGUUGGAUAUUAUAUUUGAAAAUGCGUAAUUAUGUUGUAUAUACAUAAGAUUUGCAUACACCUAUUCCCUGUUGUUUAUUUAGAAUGCAAUUCAAACCUAUUUCUUAAACAUUUUGUUUCUUGAACUACUUGUUUUACUCUAAUAAUAAUAAUAGUAAAUGUUUGUUGAGCUCUUGCUGGGACUGAAAUUCUGUAGCACCUCUCUUUAUACUGUAAGAUUUACAUUAUUACCAUUUAUGAUAGCCUUUGUGUGAAUGGACUGUAUUCAUCUUUGUAACCCCAGCACUGUUCCAUAGUAGACAUUCAAUAAUUAUUCUUUUGUGAAUGGUCUUUGAGCUAUGAUCUACAAGAGCAUUUCUGCAAGACUUCUGCAAACAAAUAACCGGACUCUCAGUCAGGAACUGUGAAGUGUUCAUCCCUAACUGUAUUCCUCUUCCAUGGGACUGAAUGAAGAGCAGAAAGAAUUUCAGAAAGUGGCCUUUGACUUUGCUACCCGGGAGAUGGCUCCAAACAUGGCAGAGUGGGACCAGAAGGAGUUGUUCCCAGUGGACGCAAUGCGGAAAGCUGCUCAGCUCGGCUUUGGGGGAAUCUACGUACGAACAGAUGUAGGUGGGUCUGGACUGUCACGGCUCGAUACAUCUGUCAUCUUUGAGGCCUUGGCUACAGGCUGCACCAGCACCACAGCCUAUAUAAGCAUCCACAACAUGUGUGUCUGGAUGAUUGAUACCUUUGGAAGUGAGGAACAGAGGCACAGAUUCUGCCCACCGCUCUGUACCAUGGAGAAGUUUGCAUCCUACUGCCUCACUGAGCCAGGAAGUGGUAGUGAUGCUGCCUCCCUUUUGACUGCAGCAAAACGACAAGGAGAUCAUUACAUCCUCAAUGGUUCCAAGGCCUUCAUCAGUGGUGGAGGUGAAUCAGACAUCUACGUGGUCAUGUGCCGAACAGGAGGGCCAGGCCCCAAAGGCAUCUCUUGUAUAGUUGUGGAGAAGGGGACCCCUGGCCUUAGCUUUGGCAAGAAGGAAAAAAAGAUGGGGUGGAACUCACAGCCAACGCGCGCUGUGAUCUUUGAAGAUUGUGCGGUGCCCGUGGCCAACAGAAUUGGAAAUGAGGGACAGGGCUUCGUCAUUGCCAUGAAAGGACUGAAUGGAGGGAGAAUCAAUGUUGCUUCCUGCUCCCUAGGAGCUGCUCAUGCUUCAGUCAUCCUCACCCGAGACCAUCUCAGCGUUCGGAAGCAGUUUGGAGAGCCUCUGGCCAGUAACCAGUACCUGCAAUUCAAACUGGCUGAUAUGGCAACAAGGCUGGUGGCCUCACGGCUGAUCAUCCGCAGUGCAGCAGUGGCUCUGCAGGAGGAGCGGGAAGAUGCAGUGGCCCUCUGCUCCAUGGCCAAGCUCUUCGCUACAGAUGAAUGCUUUGCUAUCUGCAACCAGGCUUUACAGAUGCAUGGAGGCUAUGGCUACCUGAAGGACUAUGCUGUUCAGCAGUAUGUGCGGGACUCCAGGGUCCAUCAAAUCCUAGAAGGUAGCAAUGAAGUGAUGAGGAUGCUGAUCUCUCGAAGCCUGUUUCAGGAGUAGCACCCAGACUUGAUGUUCGGGCGUGAUGGUUAAUGUACACCUCGAAUCAGAGGUUUCAUAUGGACUGCAGAUGAGUCAUGGAUUAGAUUGAAGGGCUGAGCUCUUCCAGGUGGACCCAGAGCGUUGGGAGCAGCAUCAGCUAUAGGACUGGGACAGAGUCCUCAGCAGAACUAAAGGAGCUGCCCUGAUUGAGAUUGUCACAAGAAGACACACUACCUUGUUUUCCUAAUGCAAAAAGGUGACCAGGGAAGACUCACCACCAAGUCAGAGUCCUUUCUUGGAUACAUGUUGUCUUGAUUUGUCUGCAUUUUGGUGGUUCACUGAAUCUCUCUUCCGAAAUCUGAACCCUUCCAUUGAGAGUU